Neurospora hispaniola is the source of this 546-nucleotide messenger RNA. RefSeq lists its product as uncharacterized. The record is from RefSeq and is a predicted model, not a curated record. The transcript has 6 exons. NCBI's taxonomy places the organism in Eukaryota, Fungi, Ascomycota, Sordariomycetes, Sordariales, Sordariaceae. Bases 1 to 546 code for a protein of 181 amino acids.
AUGGAGGUAGAGGUUUCCGAGAAUGAGUACUCUCUGGUGACUCGAGGUGCUGAUAUGAUGAAGCACGAAGGGGAUUCAGUGUUUACCAGCUUGCAAACUGUCGCACAAUACGUUUUUAACAGCCUAAUUCCAUACGUGUUCCUUAUGGACAUGUCAACCUUCAGCGAGUACACCAAUCCAUCUCUCUUCAACGACGGGUUGCAAUAUCCCUAUGCCUCAUGGCGCAACGGUAGCGCGUUCGACUCCAGAUCGAAAGGUUAUCCGUUCAAAUCGGGUUGGGGUCAUGUAAUUUCUCUUUUUGCUAUUUUACCAUGUGACUCCACUGUCAACUCCAGCUCUGGCUCUGCGUUGCUUUGUGUUUGUGUUGGCUUGAAACGGAACGGCUACGACUGUUAUUUUCAAAGUUUGCUCGAACGCACUCAGAACUCAGGAUCAAACGAACACGGUCAGCGUGAAGCUGCGAGAGAACAUCGCCAAGGUGUCACGGCAGUCGUCGGUUGUCGUGACCCGGACACUGGCCAGGUGUCAUAUCAUCGGCACCCCUAG